Lutzomyia longipalpis is the source of this 2197-nucleotide messenger RNA. Its product is annotated as tubulin alpha-1A chain. The record is from RefSeq and is a predicted model, not a curated record. The transcript is spliced from 7 exons. Lineage: Eukaryota; Metazoa; Arthropoda; Insecta; Diptera; Psychodidae. The coding region runs from base 623 to 1972 and encodes 449 amino acids. Gene Ontology annotation, molecular function: structural constituent of cytoskeleton; GTP binding. Gene Ontology annotation, cellular component: microtubule; cytoplasm. Gene Ontology annotation, biological process: mitotic cell cycle; microtubule cytoskeleton organization.
GGUGACUGAAUUGAUGUCAUUCUGCUCAACUCGUUCACUAAUUAACUUGUUAGCGUCCACCGAUUAUUUAAUUAGAUUAACAGCACUCUGAGGAGCAACGAAGAAGUGUUUUAUUCUGUGAUGUGAAAUUGUGGCAAAAAAUUUAAUUGAUCAACAAGAGGAGAGCACCAAAAGGGGCUGCAAAAAUAACGAACCGGCAACAAGUCAGCAGAACAAGAGAGCCCCGAUCGACGCGCAGAGAAUGAUUCUCUCGCGCGACGAAAUUCUUCCAGCCACGAGGAAAUAUUUCCCCACUUUUCUUUCUUUUGGCCCCUUCAGUGGCGCGUAUAAAAGCACAACACGCUCUCGAAGGCACAUCAGUCCAUCUUCAUAUUUGUUGCAUUGCGGACAAGUUUGCGGGCCAGAUCACAAAACUUCUAAACUUCUCUUUCUCAAGAAAAAAAAAAACAAAAUUAUCAAACUUUCAAGUGCUCUUAACAAAAAAAAUUGCAUAAAAUUAGCAUAAAAGAGAAAAUUCUUCGUGAAUUAAUUAUAAAGUGAAGUUGUGCUGGAGAGCAAAAGGAGAGCCAACAGGAAAUUAUUUAUCAGUGAUUCAAAAGAGAAUUUUUAAUCUCAAGCAAAUAUGAGGGAAUGCAUUUCAGUUCAUAUUGGCCAGGCUGGCGUUCAGAUUGGUAAUGCUUGCUGGGAGUUGUACUGCCUUGAGCAUGGUAUUCAACCUGAUGGUCAAAUGCCAUCGGAUAAGACCAUCGGUGGUGGAGAUGACUCCUUCAACACCUUCUUCAGCGAAACUGGCUCCGGUAAGCACGUCCCGCGGGCUGUUUUCGUCGAUCUGGAGCCCACUGUUGUGGAUGAAGUGCGAACCGGCACGUACCGUCAGCUUUUCCAUCCUGAACAACUCAUCACCGGCAAGGAGGAUGCCGCCAACAAUUACGCCCGCGGACAUUACACAAUCGGCAAGGAGAUUGUAGACCUUGUUUUGGAUCGUAUCCGCAAGCUUGCCGACCAAUGCACUGGACUCCAGGGCUUCUUGGUGUUCCAUUCCUUCGGCGGCGGAACUGGAAGUGGCUUCACUUCCCUCCUCAUGGAGCGCCUUUCGGUGGAUUAUGGGAAAAAGUCCAAAUUGGAAUUCUCCAUCUAUCCAGCACCGCAGGUAUCCACUGCGGUCGUUGAACCCUACAAUUCCAUCUUGACCACUCAUACCACUCUUGAGCACUCCGAUUGUGCCUUCAUGGUGGACAAUGAGGCCAUCUAUGACAUUUGCCGUCGCAAUUUGGACAUUGAACGCCCCACGUACACCAAUCUCAAUCGCUUGAUCGGCCAGAUCGUUUCCUCCAUCACGGCCUCUUUGCGCUUCGACGGAGCCCUCAAUGUGGAUCUCACGGAAUUCCAAACGAAUCUCGUGCCCUAUCCCCGUAUUCAUUUCCCUCUGGCCACCUAUGCGCCGGUGAUUAGUGCUGAGAAGGCCUACCAUGAGCAACUGACCGUGGCUGAGAUAACAAAUGCAUGCUUCGAGCCUGCCAAUCAGAUGGUGAAGUGUGAUCCUCGUCAUGGGAAGUACAUGGCCUGUUGCAUGCUGUACCGCGGGGAUGUCGUGCCGAAGGAUGUCAAUGCUGCCAUUGCCACCAUCAAGACCAAGAGAUCCAUUCAAUUCGUUGAUUGGUGCCCAACUGGCUUUAAGGUUGGCAUCAACUACCAGCCCCCAACUGUUGUCCCCGGAGGUGAUCUUGCUAAGGUACAGCGUGCUGUGUGCAUGUUGUCCAAUACAACGGCCAUUGCCGAAGCCUGGGCUCGUCUUGAUCAUAAAUUCGAUCUUAUGUACGCCAAGCGUGCCUUUGUACAUUGGUACGUUGGUGAGGGCAUGGAGGAAGGUGAAUUCUCCGAAGCUCGUGAGGAUUUAGCUGCCCUGGAGAAGGAUUACGAGGAAGUUGGUGUGGACAGCACUGAAGAAGUUGGUGAAGGAGAUGAAUAUUGAAGAGGAGGAGGAACAACAACAAGAAAGAAACCCUUCAACACACUAAAUGACUCACAAAUUGAUUUGGCACUUAAUCACGCAUUUUUCUGCCCGUCAAGAGAUUUUUUUCAUUAAAACAACACUGUCUUUUCGUCGUGCACCCUCUUAAGAAGCAAACCACAGAAAGGAUUGUUUUGCACAUCAUGUGAAAGAUUUUAUUAAUAAAGAAACGCCAUGAAACACACA